UUUGGCUAAUGUUUUAGGUUGGUUACCUUCUUGGCUUAGGUGAUCGACACCCUAGCAACCUAAUGUUGCAUCGUUACAGUUAUUUUAUGAUUGGAAGAGAACGAGUAGUUGUAUUUAUGAUUAAGGUUUUGAAAGUAUUCAUAUGAUAUGUUGUCUUCAGUGGGAAGAUAUUGCACAUUGAUUUUGGAGACUGUUUUCAAGCUUCAAUGAACCGGGAGAAGUUCCUUGAAAAAGUAUGCUAUUCUAGAUUUACUGCCUACAAAACCUUACACAUGUAUGGCCUCUUAUGGUGUUAGUUUAUGCAGGACCUCUGACAUGAAAGUGAUAAUGUAGGUUCUAUUCUGACUGACUAGAUUGCUUGUGAAAGCUAUGGAGGUUAGCGGUAUUGAAGGCAACUUCCGUUCAAUGUGCGAAAAUGUGAUGCAGGUUCUCAGAACAAAUAAGGAUAGUGCCAUUAACCCAGGGGUGGGUGGCCUUGUGGUAAGAACAUGGGGAUUAAGCCCCCAGGUCAUGAGUUCAAAUCCCCCUCGGGCCAAUCUCCUGGGCGUAGCACAGUUGGUUAGGAGGUUGGACCUCAAGUUGUCUAACCAGCACUUGGUAUGGGUUCAAUGCUCUCCCGCUGUGCGAGUCCUGACUUAAGCGGAACUUGUCUUGGGAGGUCGGGGCAAGUUCCCAGGUUAUAGCUUCCUCACUCGGAACAGCUAACAGGAUACCUUGGUGGUCUCUACAAAAGGGGCGCUGCCUUGGACCUGCGGGAGAGUAGGGAGGAUUUUCCUGCAGCAAAAAAAAAAGAAAAAAAAAGGAUAGUGUCAUUGCUAUGAUGGAGGCCUUCGUUCAUGAUCCUCUGAUAAACUGGCGUCUUUUCAACUGCAAUGAAGUCCCUCAAAUAUCAACUAUUGUGGGUGCUCAUGUGCCCCCAGUUGUGAACAGUGAAGAAAUUGCUCCAAACGGAGAGCUGCUUCAACCUCAACGGGGUGCUCGGGAGAGGGAACAACUUCAGGCUGUCAAUCAACUAGGUGAUGCUAAUGGGGUCUUGAUUGAGCGUGCUGUGGUUGUUAUGGCUCGGAUGAGUAAUAAGCUUACAGGUCAUGAUUUUUCAACUUCUUCAGUAUCAACCAACUCUAUCCAUCAUGCAGUAGACCACAAUACCUUGACUUCUGGAGAUACUCACGAAGUUGAACAUGGUUUAUCUGUUAAAUUACAAGUUCAAAAGAAAUAG
Molecule: messenger RNA, 1219 nt
Organism: Camellia sinensis
Lineage: Eukaryota; Viridiplantae; Streptophyta; Magnoliopsida; Ericales; Theaceae
Source: RefSeq, a predicted model, not a curated record